This is a messenger RNA of Nymphaea colorata (pocket water lily), 738 nucleotides long. Its product is annotated as demethylepipodophyllotoxin synthase-like. The record is from RefSeq and is a predicted model, not a curated record. Gene Ontology annotation, biological process: defense response to other organism. Gene Ontology annotation, molecular function: monooxygenase activity; heme binding; iron ion binding. Bases 112 to 738 code for a protein of 208 amino acids. Lineage: Eukaryota; Viridiplantae; Streptophyta; Magnoliopsida; Nymphaeales; Nymphaeaceae. The transcript is spliced from 2 exons.
GGCCGCUGCGUGGCAGAGCAUCGCCGGCAAAACGUAUCCGGUUUCCGGGAGGGGGACCAUGACUUCAUCGAUGUCCUGCUGUCACUUGUAGGGGAGGACCCGGACGCCGAUAUGGUGGUGAAGACGACGGCACUGGCAAUGAUAAUUGGGGGAAACGACACCACAUCAGCCACCUUGAUCCAGACAUUACACCUGCUGUUACUCAAUCCCCAGGCACUGAAGAAGGCCCAAGAUGAGUUGGACAAAGCAGUCGGCAAAGGCAGGAUUGUGGAUGAAUCCGAUAUCAAAAAAUUGGUGUAUCUUCAAGCAGUGGUCAAGGAGAGUCUCAGACUUCGCCCACCGACACCAUUGCUGCCUCCAAGAGAAGCCAGGGAGGACUGCCAAAUUGGUGGCUUUGGCGUUCCGGCCGGCACCAUGCUAGUGGUCAAUGCAUGGAAGAUACAGCGUGACCCGAGGGUGUGGCCGGACCACGCCGAGUUUCAGCCGGAGAGGUUUUUGGAAAGUGACGUGGAUGUUGGGGGCCAGCAUUUCCAGUUGAUUCCGUUUGGGUCAGGCCGCAGGGUGUGCCCGGGAAUUUCAUUUUCAUUAAGAUCGGUAUACAUUGUGCUCGCCCGUCUUCUCCACAGCUUUGACAUGGAGCUGCAUCCAGAAACCGUGUUUGAAGAGUCCAAGCCUUUUGGGCAAACAACUAUGCUUCAUGUUCUCUUCUCUCCACGCCUCCCUCACUCCCUUUACUGA